AUGCUAGUAUUGGUCGAGCUUGUGACUUGCAGACAAAAGCUUUUAAAUUCAAAAGUUGAUGUCGGUUCAGUUAUUGUUACAAAACUUGAUAGUAAUGCUAAAGAUGGUGGAGCUUUAAGUACUGUUGCUGCAACGGAAUAUCCAAUUAUAUUUAUUAAUACUGGCGAACAUAUUGAUGAUUUUGAAAUGAUAAAACAAAUGACUGGUGUUAAAGGUUUAUCUAAAUCAGGAGAUAUGACAAAAAAUGUUAAUUCGAUACAAGUGCAAAAAUUAGAUAGUCAAAUGAAUAAGCUAAUUAAUCCAAGAAUUUUAUAUCAAAUCAGUGGUACAUCCGGCUUAGCAUUGAUGAUGCAACAAUUUCAACAAGAUAGUGAAUCAGAUGGACUUAAUAAAUUGUUUAGUUGUGAUACAUAA
Molecule: messenger RNA, 414 nt
Organism: Rotaria sp. Silwood1
Lineage: Eukaryota; Metazoa; Rotifera; Eurotatoria; Philodinida; Philodinidae
Source: the annotation of a GenBank genome assembly